Molecule: messenger RNA, 954 nt
Organism: Trichomonas vaginalis G3
Lineage: Eukaryota; Parabasalia; Trichomonadida; Trichomonadidae
Exons: 1
Source: RefSeq, a predicted model, not a curated record
AUGGACAUGCCUUUCGAUGUUAGUGAACCUCAAGUUGAAGGACACGACGGCUUUGCCAGAUUCUACUGGAAACAUGACGAACAAUUGCAUCCUUUGAGAAGGAAAAAAGGAAAAGGUGAAGACACACAUGCUCCCAUGGAAAGAACAAGAUAUGCAUAUGAAAAGUAUCGUGAAGUUAGAAGUCAAAUUACAUCUGGUCGAACCUUUACAGUAAACUUUGACGAAGGAAAGAACAAAGAAGGCUUCAUGGGAGUACUUGCUGCAAUUCAAGACGGAAAUAAGAAAGGACACAAUCUCAGAUUGACCAUAACAGAUUUGGAUGGUCACAUUUACUAUGCACAUGGCAAUGAACAAACAGCCGCAAAACUUCUUGACGCUUUCAAGACUACAAAGAGAGAACAAAUGGUUGACUCCGACUCAGACAUUUUGAAUGCAAUUGAAGGAAUUGCAAGUGUCAAGUUCGAAUGGUACCAACCUAACCCUCAAGCAGUCAGACAACAUGCUGGAUACUUCCCGUUCAUAAAUAAGUCUGACAUUGACUUGACAAGGUAUGGAAUUUACAAUUCAAUUGAAACAAUUGUCAAUGAACCUUGCAUUCUUACAUGUCUCAGGAACUCUGGUCUUGUUACAGAUGAGAAGAUGAAGUAUCUUGAGUCAUGUGUGAAGACAAGGUACAUUCUCAGAGGUCAAUUGGCAAAAAUUGCACCGUUGGCAAAUGUUAAUAUCCGAGUCAACAUACCUACAGCUAAAGGUUCUUCACAUGACGACUAUGUUGUUGACAAAGACUUACCAUGGUUGAAGAUUGUAAUUGUCCACAACCACUUCAUGUUGAACGAAAGUCUUACAAACCCAUUCUUUGGUAAAAGUAAGUGCAACAUUGUCAGAGCUGUAAACAUUCUUUUCGAGAAAGGUUUGUUGGAACCAAUUCCAGAUGACAAGCUGACAGAAACUUUU